AUGUCUCUGAUUCCAAGCUUCUUUGGCAAUCGCAGGAGCAACGUGUUCGACCCAUUCUCCCUGGACGUGUGGGACCCACUCGAGGGCUUCCCCUUCUCCGACAAGGAAACUUCGGCGGUGGCGAACGCGCGCAUAGACUGGAAGGAGACGCCGGAGGCCCACGUGUUCAAGGUGGAUGUUCCAGGCCUGAAGAAGGAGGAAGUGAAGGUGGAGGUGGAGGACAACUCCAUCCUCCGGAUCAGUGGGGAGAGGAGCAAGGAGCUGGAGGAUAAGAAUGACAGGUGGCACCGCGUGGAGAGGAGCUCCGGCAAGUUCCUCCGCCGUUUCAGGCUGCCGGAGAAUGCGAAGCUGGAUCAGGUGAAGGCGGGUAUGGAGAAUGGGGUGCUCACGGUGACUGUGCCUAAGGAGGAGGUGAAGAAGCGGGAGACCAAGGCUAUCGACAUCUCCGGUUGA
Messenger RNA from Striga hermonthica, 453 nucleotides. NCBI's taxonomy places the organism in Eukaryota, Viridiplantae, Streptophyta, Magnoliopsida, Lamiales, Orobanchaceae. The record is from the annotation of a GenBank genome assembly.